UAAUUUUUUGCCCACUACUCUGAGCGGUUUUCUGUGGACAACAACACAGACAGGCGACGCACUUGCCACGCGCUCACGAUCAUGCGUGUGCUGCACAUGUGCUGCCACGCGAUCAUGUGAUACCUGGCCAUGCGCACACGCGAGCACGCGUCACGUGCCAGUGUGACAGCUGGCGUGCAGCUUUGCGACUUGAGUCGACCAUCGCCUGUGCCCUUGGCAUGGACUUCAUUUUCACCGCGCUCUUCGCUCCAGCACAGCACAGUGUUCGGCAUUCUUCAUCGCCAGUUAGAUGAGCUCAGCCCACCACGAAACAACCGACUCGCUUGACUUCCUGGCUCCUCAGCGCGCAUCUCUCCCAUCGCACCAUGUCGCGCCCUUAUCCGUGCCCCCGGCUUGGCCCUGGCAAAUGCUGUAUCACCUUGUUCUGCCCCGAGUUCUGCAAGAUGACAGACAGGGAGCUGCUCCAGUGCUUACCAAAGGCACAAGCACACCUGCGAUUACGCUGUCAAAUACUCGCUUCCGAACUGGCGAAACGACCAACUGAUAAGGGCGCUGCAAAGAUGCUGUCGGUCUAUCGUCGACUGCAACAACUCUCGAUGGAUGCCAAUGGCCUGAAACUGCUGUUGCUCGAAGGAUUCUGUGUGUUUUGCUUAAGGUUGUUUCAAGACUGCAGUUGCCGCUACGCUUCAAACCCGCGUGUGCCACUGCCAUCAUGACGUUUGGCGACAAGCGACCCUUGCAUCAACUUUGGGAGACUGCUGUGCCUUUCCUGGCAAGGGUGCCUCUUACUUGCGGUGUCCACCCUAUCCAGUACCGUACCUUGGGGCUGUUCCCUUUUGUUGAUGCCCCUCCCUCAUGUCUACCUGCUCAACACACGUGCAUGCUUGCGUGUCUGGUGUCUCUGCGCAUCAAGUCCGUUUACAUGGAUUGGCACGAGCACCCGCUCACAUCACAUUGCACAUUGAAUAUCAAGUGAACCAAGUAAACGAAGUGCUUUCGUAUCC
This is a messenger RNA of Salpingoeca rosetta, 1004 nucleotides long. RefSeq lists its product as uncharacterized. The transcript is spliced from 2 exons. NCBI's taxonomy places the organism in Eukaryota, Choanoflagellata, Craspedida, Salpingoecidae. The record is from RefSeq and is a predicted model, not a curated record. Bases 366 to 716 code for a protein of 116 amino acids.